Messenger RNA from Scheffersomyces stipitis CBS 6054, 993 nucleotides. It is a transcript of the gene CAK1, whose product is annotated as cyclin-dependent protein kinase-activating kinase. Gene Ontology annotation, cellular component: nucleus. Gene Ontology annotation, molecular function: ATP binding; protein serine/threonine kinase activity. The transcript is spliced from 2 exons. Gene Ontology annotation, biological process: mitotic DNA damage checkpoint signaling; protein phosphorylation. NCBI's taxonomy places the organism in Eukaryota, Fungi, Ascomycota, Pichiomycetes, Serinales, Debaryomycetaceae. The record is from RefSeq and is a predicted model, not a curated record. The coding region runs from base 1 to 993 and encodes 330 amino acids.
AUGGACAAGAGGUAUAUCGAGCGGAAAAGAGUGUAUUCCGGACAUGUUCUGGACGUGUUCCGAGCGCGGGAUAUCAGUUCCGGUCAAUUGGUCUGUUUAAAGGUUGUAGACGGUGAUAUCAGUAUCAAGCCUCAUAGUAUGAAGAGAGAAAUCACCAUAUUGAAGGAGCUAAAAGGCGGAAGUAACAUUCUUCAGUUUCUAGACUGGUACGAAUUGUUUGACGAUGUGGUUAUGGUCAGUCGUUGGUACGAAUACACGCUUGUGUCGUUGCUCCAGAAUGCAAAGUAUAGUCGUAAGGUAACGAGGUUUGACUUUGCCAAUCCUUUAGACAAUAAAGUUAACAUUGUAAGCAAAGUAGAUGAUUUGAGUGCCAAAGGCUUUUUACAAGCGAUGGCAUCUGGAUUGAGCUACAUACAUAAGCACGGAAUAAUUCAUCGGGAUAUUAAGCCAUCCAAUAUCUUGUUCGCAGAUGAUGAUAUAACCAAGCCAGUGAUAGGUGAUUUUGGAAUCAGCUAUAAUGGUCCGUAUAGUGACGAGUCUGACGAUUGCAAGUUUCUUGAUGUGUGUACUGGCAUCUACAAGGCUCCUGAGUUGUGUCUUGGUAAAUGCGACUACGGAAACGAGAUUGAUAUCUGGUCAUUGGCAGUAGUCCUUACAAUAGUGUACUCGUCGGACUUCACAUCAAUUCUAGAGGAAGAAAAUGUUGUCAGUGAUUUGUGGCUUCUCAGCACAAUCUUCAACAAUUUUGGCACCCCUUUUGUUAACGAAGGCCAAUAUGAAGACGAGAGCCUAUAUUGGCCCGAGCUACAACUGGACAAAUAUCACUUUGUCGACUUCCAGUUUGUGCACCAGAAUCGGAAGCCAGAUACUGAGUUGCUUCCAAAGUGUCGGGAUCCAGUUGCGACCUCUGUGUUUAACGAGAUGACUAGAUACAGACAGAGAAUUACUGCCCAAGAGAUAUGUGACAAGCUCGCUAUAGAAGAGAAUAGAUAA